Dimorphilus gyrociliatus is the source of this 1915-nucleotide messenger RNA. NCBI's taxonomy places the organism in Eukaryota, Metazoa, Annelida, Polychaeta, Dinophilidae. The record is from the annotation of a GenBank genome assembly.
AUAUUUAGCCUGUGUAUUCCUGUAAAACAGACUGAUCACGAAUUGUAGAAUUUUGGAAGAAACGGCGUCACAAUUCAAUAAAAUACCACGAGUAUUAAGACUCGGAGAAAAAAAAUAUCCUUGGGAAAAAAAGGUCGGAGUGUUCCUUUUCUUUAUUUGUUUUUUUUUUAGGUUAAAGGUCGUUUUAUACUUUUCUUUUUUUAUAAUGACUUAUUUUUAUAUUGUUCCCUUUUUUUGUUUUUUGUUUUUUAGAAUUAGCGGAAAUGAAUAAAGAAAAGAAGGAAAGAUUAACGAAUGUUAUUCGUCGCCUUAUAACGUUUAGAUCUUGUAAAGUCGGAUCAAUGUCUUAUUGCUCUCUGGCUAAGAAAGGCUUUUAUUUUAAUUCGGAGAUUAAUGUCAUUGAGUGCCACGAGUGUGGAAAAUUAUAUUCGGCUUGGAAAGAUGAUGUAAAUCAUUAUGCAUUUUGUAGCUAUGGUACAGAACCGUUUCCGCGUUUAGUUAAAACUACGAGAUAUGAUGCGGAUAGUUUUAGACAUUUUCCCAGUCCGCAGCCGGUUCUUGCCGUUCCAAAGAAUAUGAGCGAAUCUGAUAGCGAAUCUGAAGAAAAUGAUAAUUUAAACUCUGACCAAGAAAAUGAACGUCGACAAACGGAAAAGGAAUCGGAAAGUUACCAAGAAGCGCUUUUCAAGUAUCAGGAAGCGAUGAGAAAACUUGACAAUGAUAUUCCUUUACGGACAUUGCUUCGUAAUGAUUUGACUAUACAGAUGAACCGUUAUAAAACAUUUUCCACUACGUGCGCUCCCUGGCCUUGGAGAGGCGUAAUCCCAGGACGAGAAUUAGCGAGAUGCGGCUUCUUCUUUUGUGGUGAUACGGAUCGUGUUCAAUGCUUUAGUUGUGGAAUUACUCUUAGGAAAUGGAGUUAUGGCGAUAUGCCUUUUGAGGUUCAUCUAAAAAAUUCGCCGUCUUGUCGUCACGUUAAGAAAUUAGUUGAUGAUAGAAAUCCAUUUAUCUAAAAACAAAAAGAAAAACAGGAAAGAGGAAAAAAACAACAUCUAAUUAAAUCUCUAAAUAUUUAAGAUUCAAACCUUUGGAGUUGUUUGCAAUGAGUUGUGUUGUUAUGAUUUGACAUUGGUUAAGGCAAAUAAAUAUUACAGUGAUGUUACCGGUUAGAUAUUUAAAUUUAUUUGUCUUACCGGUAUUCAUUUCUGUUUUAAAAAAAUUCUAAAACUUCCGGUUUCAAUUUUUAUAUUUUUUAGGAAUCGUUCCAUGAUCACGUGAUUAAUAAUUCCAUAGCUAGGACGAGAUUAGAGAAGCUGAUGAAAUUAUUCCAAUUUUAGAAGGUAUAAUAAAUAUAUUGAUUUCUUUUAAAGAUAAACAUUCGAAUAUCGACAAGAAACAGAUACAUAUUAUAUUUCAUAAGCUAAAUAGACAGUUUGGACAAAAAAGCGAAAAAAUUGAUGGAAUUUAAAAACAAACACAAAAAAGUAAAACGAUUUAGAAUAGAAUUAUUAAUAUUAACGUUUGAAGAUGAUAUAUCUAAAACUAAUAGGGUCGGCUAAUAGAGGUGGAUUUAUAGCUUAAGUUAUAUAUCAUAUAAUAGUAAUUCCUUAAAAAGAGCAAGUUUAGCCACCAGAUGACGACACAGUAGAAAUAUAAUAUUCAUCCUAUUGUCUUUGUUUUUUUUCUGUUUUAUCCCCAUAAGGCUGUGCCCACGCCUUUCAGGUGGUGGAAAUUAUUGUUUCUGAGACUUUUCGAUUGUUUCUCCUUUGUUUGCGGGAAAAUCUAUAAUCCCUUGAUAUAUUUUAUUGUAAGUUACGCGCGCCUAAUGUUAUAUAUUCUGUAUUGUUUUCCCCAAAUAUCGAAUAUUGCCACAAUAAAAAUACAAAAUUAAUAAACUAUAUCGUAUGGAAAUGGA